AAGGUUUGCACGCGUGUUUGUUUUAUCUUUAGCUGUUUACUUCUGCGAUGGAGAAUCUUUUAAAAGAAUUGAAGUAACUCAGCAGGAAUACGUCUACCAAAUGCUAUCUAAUCCAGGCAGAAAAUGCACGUCUCGAAGUGAUUUUCGCAAUCAACUGUAAGCCAACAUUGCCGAACUGUUGACAUGGCUGUCGUGUUAAAAUGCCACAUUUGUGAUUGCUUUGAGCUUCCUGUCUGAGAGCUGUAGUCAAUUACAACUCUUGGAGUGUUGGCAUUAUGAAUGGGGAUACAAAUGCUCGUACACGUCCGUCGAGAAAUCAAAGACGAAGGAAGAAUAAUCGGAAUAAUGCACAAAAAAACGAAGGACAGAAUUCUGAAAAGACAAACGAUGAGGGACAGAAGAAACAAACUGAUAGUAAAAAGCAAGGCCAGCAGUUCAGUGGGAAAAAACAAGAGAAGGAAAAGCGUGUGAAAUUGGUACAGGUAAGUACACUUUUGGGGAAGAUAUUUACGAUAUUGGAGAUCUCACUCGAUAUAUAGCUGAUUGUAGUCUUUGUUGGAAGGAUUUCUGGAUGGAAAUUUUGAUUCUUGAGUGGAAUUGUUAUACAUUUACUGGCCCUAUAAACCAGGAGCAGUUGCAAAAAAUGCAACUUUCAGUCUUCUGACAGGAAUCGAACCUGCAGCUCUUUGAUUCCGGUGCAGCGCUCUAACCAACUGAGCCACAGAGAGACAGUUGUCGAGCUCUAACCACCAGUUCAUGAAUAAAUAUUAAUGUGAUCAUUGCUUUCCCCCUUAAAGGGGGGAGGGGGGUGCGGGCAACCCAGGGGACUUUGACCACACUAUGAAGCACCAGUGAGGGGAAUUUGACCUAUGCAUCAACUCCCAGAGUCGGGAAAUUUUGACAUCCGCCAUCUUGAAAGUUUGCACGGUUUUGACAUUAAAAGACCUGGUAACAAGUAUGGCGGAGAAGCAAGAUCAAUCGAAAAAGGUAUUUUAUACACAGUGUCUCAAUUUUUACCAAGUUUAAACCAGUAUAGACUGUAUGUUCGCAUUGGAAAACAUAUGUGUGCCUUGUUAUCUUAGGAAUAGAGUGGUGAAUUUUGACAGCCGUUCCUUGGCUAACAUUGGGGUUUUGAUGACAAAAUUUUAAAAAUGUCAAAAUUCUCCUGGGUUGCCUGCAACCCCCCCCCCCCUGCCUCCUCAGGGGGAAAACAUUGAUAGGUGCAUAAUGCACCUAUAGAUCACUUGUUUCCACCACCCGCUUGAGGGUGAGCAACCCUGGCCCCUGGGGAUUUGACAACAAAUUCUCACCCCGGAGACAGCCAUUUGACAACAAGUUGUGGCCUUAGAGACGGUCAAUCGACAAACUCAUGUGCUGGACAUCUCGGUUUGCAGCGCAGUUUGUGUUGCGGGAGACUUGGGGAGAGCAACGUUAUCUCGGCCGUAAAUAUCCUGAAAUUGUUAACAACUCAUACCCUUCCCAUGGGUAUUCUGACUCAGUAAUUGUGCCCUUGGGUGGGGAAUUUGACAACAAAAUGUCAAAUGCCCGUGGGUUUGCCUGCCCUCCGAGGGGUGGUGGAAACUAAUGAUAGGUGCAUAAAUAUCAGGAUUUUGAGCAUACCAUUCGAUAUAACUAAUUGCCAAGGGAUAUGUAUGGAAAUUUCGAGUGGAAUUUGUAGUUAGAGCUUGAUGUUAUGCCAAUGAACCACCAUGCAAAUACCAGUGUGGCGGAUGUAACAAAUAUGAAACAUUUUCCGUGUUGAUAUACACUCAGUUACAGUAUAUAAUUCAACACAAGUGGAAAUUGGGAAAAUGAGAAAUUGCGUGGAAACAUGACGCUAGUGGGCGGAGUGUUUUCACACAAUUUUGAGUUUUCCCAAUUUCCACGAGUGUUGAUAUAACUGUAUAUCAAUACGGAAAAAAAGUUUUAUAUUAUUUGUUUUAUAAUAUAGCACAAGGAAACGUAAAGAAAGAAAUUUUCCAACGUUUCUGUGUUGACAUUGAGUUAUAUCAACACGGCUCUUAGCCAAUCAGCAUUCAGAAUUUACAAAUGCUAUUUUAUAAAAUACUAUAUUGCUCCCUACAGGCCAAAAAACUUGAAAAUAAAUUUCCAACGGUAAAUUGACAAAGUGUCAGGUACCAACUGAUUGGUUUGACACUGGAUAUUUUGUGCCUGACAAAAAAUAUAAAUGCAAUAGAGCAAAAUAAUAUAGUUUUUUUGUGGUUGUUGAAAUAAAAGAAGCCAAUGAAAAGCUUAGUAUGGCAACAACAAUUAAGCCACUAGUCAAUUGUAUCAUACGGGAUCAAACAAUCAUAAAUUGCAGAGCAUUUUCACAGGCAUCUUGUCUAUUAAAUAUUCAUACGCAACGAAAUUUGGACAAUACGUCAUACACAUAAUUUUUAAAUGCGGAAUGCUAAUAUUUUGGAAUAUUAUAAUGAAAUUUUUAAAGCCAGUUGUAGGGUCACGAAAAAAUAUUUCCCGAACAUACCAAAAAUUUUUCCCUAAUAUCCCCGUAAUGUUCGCAAACCUACAAAAAAUUUUCCGGACAUACCAAAAAACUUUUCCCGUGUGUACAGUAAUUUUCGCACACAUACUGUACAAACUUUUUCCAGACAUAACAUAAUUUUUCGGAAAUUUUAAUUUAUGUUUUGCCCGAAUGACGCAUGGAUUUCUGCCUGACCGCAAAAAUUUGGGGGGGCUGUGCCCCCGCCCCCCCCCUGGCCCAUACGCCUAUGGUUGUAGACAGUUUCACCAAUAUUUGUAUUAAUAUGUUGCCAGACAAACUGUCCAGCAAAAAAAACCAGUUGUACCGGACAAUUACUGUUACCUUUCCGUACUGGACAAUGUCUGUGACCGGCCGCUUAUUUUCAGGCUUGAGGCCAGAGUUCUUAGCAAAUAUAGCUCGCUGGUGGGGGUGGCUAAUUUCUGACUAAAGAUCUAUGUCCUCUCCUAUUCGUAAUUCCAGGCUUUCAAAAUAAUGCACUAGCUGUUGGAGCCCUGGGAGGUAUCAGGGUGCAUUCCAUGUUCUCCACACCCGUCUCUGGCUUGAGGUUUCAAAGUUGUUGGUGUGUUUCAGUGAUUGAGGUCAGAUUACUAGCCUGUGUGGACAUUGCCGUCACUCACAGGGUCGAAGCACACAGGAUUGUCUAUUUUGACCUGGGUUUUAGUCCCCAAAAGUAAAUUUUUUAAAAAUAUUGGCAUGAUCAAGGGCAAAUGUUGGCGUUUCUCCAGCAUUUAGUUUACAUGGAAUGCACUCUAAGCUUGCAAGUGAAGUUAUAUUAUUUUUCUUAUUAUCCAUAGUCUAGUUUAUAUCCUGGUUAUUUUGUAAACUGAUUUAGUUAUUUGCCAUCUUAAAUCUUGAAGUUAUUAACUGUAUCUACCGUACUGUAAUCAAUAAUACACUUAUGUCUAGUUAAUUUGAAUGACUUUAAGACAACCCUGACCACUCCCCACAGCCACUUAACUCUGAAUUUUGGCCCCAACGUAUGUACAGUAUAGGCCAUAUAUUAACUGAUUAGUUUUUCAGAAAUACUUGGAUAUCUAUUUAUAUUUAUAUUUAAUUUUGAUUUGUCACAAUUCAGAUAUACAAAAAACAAUAUUUAAUAUUUAUUUAUAUUUAAUUUGAUUUGUCACAAUUCAAAUAUACAAACAAACAAUAUUUAAUAUUUAUUUAUAUUUAAUUUGAUUUGUCACAAUUCAUUUGUCACAAACAAGAUUGAUUACUGACACUAGUAUAGAACAUGCAAAAAUACAACAUAGGUGUGACUGGAGAGAGAAACAGGACUUGCGUCCCAAUCGACACCUAACUCCUAAUUAAUGACUAUACAUCGAACAAACACAUUACAUGAAUAGGAAACCAUAGGAUAUUAUAAAGUUAAGAACAGCCAGGAGGGCUGUAAAAUAGCAGUCGUUCUUUAUACAUUUUACGUAGUCUGGAACUGAAUACAGAUAUUGAUGUACAACUCUUAAGUUGCGAUGAGAGGCUGUUCCACAGAUUUGCUGACCUUACAAAAAAGAAUUUCUGAAGUAGUCCUGCUUAUGUUUGGUACUAAUAAAAUAGAAAUUGUUUUCGUCGUAAUGACGUGAGGUAUAGCCUGGAUCAUAGGUAUACGUAAAUAAUUUUUCACAUCCAUAGGUAUAUGAGUCUGUUUUAUUGAUUUGUAAAACAAUUGCAAGUCCAAGAUUUCUCUGCGGAAUUCGAGUGGAAGGAGGUUCGUUUUUAUCAGUCUUUCUUGAUAGGACAUAUUUUGGGGAUAGUUCAAGAUAAACUUAGUCGCUCGUCGCUGAAUAUUCUCGAUUAAUGACCGGUGUUUGACAGUGCUAGGUGACCACACAUUACUAGCGUAUUCCAACUUAGGCCUAACGAGAGAGCAGUACAGUAGUCUUCUUGUGGCGCAGUCAUUUAUAUCUCUGCAGAUUCUUUUGAUGAGUCCAAGAGUUUUGUUGGCUUUCGCUGCAGUGACUUCGAUGUGCUUUGACCAAGAAAGAUUACUGGAAACAGUGAUACCGAGGUCCUUCAUAUUUGUGACUUGUUCAAGUGACUGACCAUCGAGGUUGUACUGGUGUUUGUUCGGUAAUUUCUUUCUCGAGAUAAUAUGAUAAUAUCUAGAGGGAUAUCUGGAUUAAGUUGUUGAAUUAAAAAUAUAUAGAACUGCAGUUUCCUGUCAGAGGCCCCAGGCCCACGAAUGAUUGCAUUUUUCGCAACUGCUCUUGGUUAGAUGAGAUUUACUGUAAUAAAUGUAUAAAAUUUGCACUCAAAAUUUCUACCUAAUAAAAAAACCCUUUAUAGUUAGUUCUAUUGAGUGAUAUACUGCAAAUCCUGACAUGUAUUUUAAACCGUACAUUAUUGGCAUCAUGUUAGUAGUGAUACAUGAACUUGUGGUUAGAGCUCUAUAACUGUCUCUCUGUAACUCAGUUGAUUCAUAGUUAAUAGAGGAGAUGGUUUGGAAACUCGUUAGCAUGCAUUACAAUAAAAUGACCGUAAACCUCAUUAUCUAUGUUGUUCAGGUUUAUGCAAAAAUGUGGUCUUUCAUCGUCACGUGCGUAUUGUAUUUUUCUCAAGUCAACCAAUAGGAAUGUUCAAAAUGUCCUAUUGUUAAAGUCGUGGAUGGGCAAUUGGACAAAACCGUUGCUAUUGGCUGGUUGAGCAAAAGUACAAUACGCACGUGACGAUGAAUGACCACAUUUUUGCAUAAACCUGAACAAUAACAUAGAUAGUGAGGUUUAUUGUAACGCUAAUGAGUUUCCAAACCAUCUCCUCCAUUAGCUAUGGUUGAUUAGAGUGCUGAGUUGAGUGUACCAGAAUUGGAGGGCUGCAGGCUCGAUUUCUGCCAGAGGGCCAAUAGUUGCAUUUUUCACAACUGCAUGCAUGGUCCUGGUCAGAUCUAAUAAAUGACUAUGUAUAAAAUUUGCGCUUGAUAUUUCCAUCUACGGCAGAAAACCCUUCGAGAAUUAAAACAAGUCUUAAGGUAGUGGAAACAAUUUGGAUACAUAGUUAUUAAAAGAACUGGCCAACCUUGAUAGAAUUAGCAUAAAGCUUAUGGAAUAUGCCAGAGUCGUACAGUGUCUACUGGUGUAUAUCUUUUCUCAAUGACAAUUUUAAAGCUGAUUGAAAUGUUGGUAGUUAACCCAUUAAGUUGGAAUGCACCUAAAUGCGCCCGACUUUAUUAUUUUACUCUAUCAACAUUAGACAAUUUGUGAAUGGGACUGUCUUGUGCAUUAUUGGAUUAACUCAUUAAAGUCACAUUAUUGUACCCUAAUGCACAACUUCGUUAUUUUACUACACUGUACUUGUAUAACACCAGACGAUUUUACUCGUUAAAGGGAGAUUUUACUCGUUAAGCAGUUGUAAUGUUAAGCUUUGUCAGCUUGGUCCAAUGUCAUAAUAUUAUAAUACAAUGUGACACAGUUGUUAGGCUUUGGCUCUUUACAUUUGAUACGUGCAUGGCAAGAAAUUGAAAGAAAAAUUAUACAUGGCUACAACAAAAAGAUUGAAAUACCUUGACGGAAGAGCCUCAAAUUGAUUGUGAAUGUCACUUCAAUAUUUGAAUCUUAACCUUGCAUGUGAUUGGUUACCAUAUUAGUAGCAAAUUAUGUUAAACCGGUUUAAUUGUAAAAUAAUUAACAUGCGCAGUACAAUCUCUAAUUAUAGCAUGCCAAAUGCAGUAAAUAAAUGUAGCUUGCAUGUAAAAAAGCUGCAGAUGGAUAUGGAUAGAACUGCCUGAAAAAUAAUACAAGGAGGACAUCGACGUUUAGAGCGAAGGCCCAGCAUGGGUACAUGUAAGUUAGGGCCUUCGCUCGAAAUGUUGAAACAAAGUGCCUUAGUUCGAAACGUCUAAGUUCUCCUUAUAUUUUUUCAGGUCGUUGUAUCCCUUUAUCAUUGGCAUUCCCUUCACUGGCACAGUCUGUUAAAAAUGUACAUCUGCAGGCUAUUAUUAGCUAUGAUAAUUAGCUGUAAAUAAUAAUUGUAUAUAUGCACGUUGUUUCCCAAACUGAUCAUCAAGUAUGGAAUUGAGAUUCGCAAUUGAUUUGACCACAUGCUCUUCCAUCUUGGAGUUUCUUUUGCGUCACAUCUGGGACCAGGUUAGUCAUUUGGUUACCUGGUUAAAAGCUGUUGUGCCUUCAAAAAAGUGCCUUCAAAAGUGCAUGUGCAGAAACGAAAUCGAGCUAAAUCAUAUGUCUAUUGUGGACGGCUCAUUGUUCUCGGCCAAAAAAUAUGUCAAAAAUUAAGGAAGUUAGGCAUGAAAAAUCGGAAAAUACAAACUUAAUUUUUAUUGUUAUAGCCCUUUAAACGAUAUAAUUUAAAACAUUUUAGGAAAAUGUACUGAAAAAUUUGCCCAAUCGGAAAAUACAAACUUAAUUUUUAUUGUUAUAGCCCUUUAAACGAUAUAAUUUAAAACAUUUUAGGAAAAUGUACUGAAAAAUUUGCCCAUACCUGGUCCACUUCACCUAGCUGCACUGAGCAAGCUCUUACACAACAUAUCUACAGACUAUGGCAUGUCGAAAGAAGAUUUACGUUUAAGAUGGCAAGUCUUUAAUGGUGUCAAGAGUCUUUUUGAACAGGAAAUUAAAGGUAUGAUGUUGGAUAGCGUACAGGUAGUUCGUUAUUUGGCAUAUAGACCGAUUCUAACAAUAGUUGUCAUUAUGAAUAGUUGUCAGUCAUACUCGACCUAUCCAUAUGAAAAAAGUGAACGAUCUGUGCCAGUGUAGGUGGUGCCAAUAAUAAGAAAGCUGUGGAUGGAUAGGGAUACAACUACUUGGAAAAUACAAGGAGAACUUCGAUGUUUCGAAAAAAAUUGUAUUUCAUUUUAUUUAAUAGGUUGUUCUCUGCGGCUGUAUGGCUCGUCGAAAAGUGCCCUUGGUUUAAAGACUAGUGAUGUCAACAUAUGUGUACAUGAGGAGAAUGAGGUACAAUUGUGCUUCCAGUGACGGACACCAGACGAAGCUUCGUAUAUCUUUCCCCAAAAUGUGAAUGAAUUGCGCCAUCAAUUUUAUUUGUUUUACUCGUGUACAUGCAUACCUCUAUGUUUUAUGGAUGAACUCAUGCGUUUCCUCAGUUUGACCAUAAAAUUUUCACUAAUGCCACCACGAAUUCCAAACAAAAACUUGUCGCUUGUGCGAAAGGGUGCACUCCUAUACCCUGCUCCUUCUCUGUCAGAUUAUAGCUUCGAUCUUGCGCCACCUCCCCCUCAUUGCUCUAAAUGUGUAUGAAAAUUGAAGGCCCUGUAGUUGGGGAGACUCAUGCACCAUUCUCAGUAGUGUAAGGUGAUAAUUGUUGCAAUUUUUCAUGUUUAUUUUUCUUGCAGGAAAAGAUACCAAGAAUUUUUAUUGCAUUUUUGAAUGUACUAAAAGGCUGCAGUAAGUUACACAAUCGUGCAUUUCUUGUUUACAGUAGCUGGGAUAAUUUAUGA
Messenger RNA from Paramuricea clavata, 7910 nucleotides. Lineage: Eukaryota; Metazoa; Cnidaria; Anthozoa; Malacalcyonacea; Plexauridae. The record is from the annotation of a GenBank genome assembly.